Messenger RNA from Eupeodes corollae, 797 nucleotides. RefSeq names its product ADP-ribose glycohydrolase OARD1-like. The coding region runs from base 299 to 748 and encodes 149 amino acids. Lineage: Eukaryota; Metazoa; Arthropoda; Insecta; Diptera; Syrphidae. The record is from RefSeq and is a predicted model, not a curated record. The transcript is spliced from 3 exons. Gene Ontology annotation, biological process: peptidyl-glutamate ADP-deribosylation.
UUUUUAAUUAGAUACCACAACAAGUGGGGGGCUGUUUGCUAUAAAUUAUUGUUAAGUAUCUGCAAUAAACACGUUAUAGGCAGAAUACAAAUAAAUCGUGAGCGUGUACAUUCAUUGGAAUGGUGUACACUCAUUUUGAAAUUCAUUUAUUUUUAAUUAAUUUACUUUAACAAAUUUAAACCGUUAAUGGAACGAUGCGAUGCCUUAAAUUGACUUGAGACUUGGGAGUUUGCAGUGCUUUUUGGAGUUAAAGUCACAUUAUUGUGGACCUCAAAGGGAGAUUCAACACCAACUCAGAAUGGCUAGUACCAAACUCAAACUUUCCGAAGUCGAAGGAGAUUUGUUUUCAGCUCCAGAAGAAUACUCGCUAGCCCAUUGUGUUGGAGCUGACUUUGCGAUGGGUGCUGGAAUAGCUGUGAAAUUUAAGCAAAUUUACGGACAAGUCAACGAAUUAUUGGCCCAAAAAAUCAGUAGUGGAGGUGUCGCUGUACUUCAAGAUAAGAAUCGUUUCAUAUACUACCUCGUUACAAAACCAGCCAGCUAUGGAAGUCCGACAUAUGAGAGUCUGCGAUCAUCUUUAACUGAAAUGAGGGAUCAUAUGAAGAAAAACAACGUCCAAAAGUUAGCUAUUCCUCGAAUCGGUUGCGGUAUUGAUGGCCUUGAAUGGGAUAAAGUUAGUGCCGAACUGAAUGGCGUUUUUGGCAAUGAGGAGAUAGAAAUAGUCGUGUAUGUCUUUGUACCAAAGUAGAUAUUAAUUUUUAUUUUGAAUAUAAUUAUAAACAACAAUUUCAAUUGAA